AUGGGCAAUCAUGCAACGCAAGAGAAACAAACUCUCUUCAACAGCUGGAAAUAUCCUAACCGAUAUAUCACCCUCGCCUUAUACUUUCUCAUGAGCGUCAUCGGAAGUACUUUUUAUUUGGGCGGCUGCGAGAUGAAGUCAAUGUUGUAUAAGGCGAGGACUUACGAGGAGCUGACGUAUAACGUCGACUACAUCAGGAUCUUCACAGUUGGAGUCACAGAGUACUUGGACUGUGACGAGAGGAGGGAUGCGAUACAGAACCUGUUCAAUAUUGGAAAUUGGUCCAAAUUUCUAUGCGCCCUAAUAGUUGGCGUAGCCGUUGACCUCAUAGGCCCAAAGUUUACCUACACCUUUGCACAGCUGGUCCAGUUCAUCUUCUGGAUCCUAGUCGUAGCACUUCCCAGAAACGGAAAACUACUCCAAACCUGCUUCUUCUUCCUCGGAGCCACAGCCGAAGCCACCGUUCUCCCCCUCACAACCAUUUGGAGAAAAUUUAAGAGGGACAGGUCGUUGAUAAUAGCGUUGACGACGUGUGGAGUGGGUUUAUCGAACGUGUUUCCGCUAAUCUUGGGUAAGAUAUUCGCGAACUACGCGAUUCGGGAGGACCGGUUUUACGUUGUCAUGGUCGUGUACACCGUGUUAACCAACCUCGUCUGCCUAGUCCUGGGUGCUUUAUUUGUCCGAAAUACGCUCCCAGGUGAUAAAAGAAGUAAGGCCGGAAGACCCGUGGUAAGAUUCGGCGACGUCCAAAUAAUUAAAAUAAGUUACCUGUCAGACGAGUUUGAAGAUGAUCAAGAGGAAGAUGAAUUUGUAGAAGAAGAAGGGGAAGACGAAUCUAUGAGUAUUGAUACGAAAAAUUACUACUUGAGAAAGAACCAGUCGAGUCUCUCGUUAGAGAGUGCAAAGGUGGAUAAGAUGAAGCUGAGGUGGGUGAGGAUUAAGGAUUUUCUCAAAUCGAGAAAGCUCCUGGAGCUGAUCAUCUUCGUGGUUUCCAUGGGUUUAGUUUUGGACUCUAUGGAGUUUUUCAACAGAAUUAAGAAGGUAAUCCUGAGCCCAAAGGGAGAAAACGUCAGCUCGUUCGUGAGAUAUUUCCAGUACCUGAGGUUUAUCCCGGCGCCGUUCGUCGGAAUUAUCAUUGACCGAUUCGGGCCCGAAGCACUCAACUUCUUCACAUACUUUUGCAUGUUUAUGUGUCUUUCCCUCGCUGCAAUUGAUUCGUACGGGGCAAAAGUCGCCUCAAUUGUCUUUUAUUACCUGGCCUAUUCCAGUGGAAUUCCAGGCAUAUACUCGAAGAUUGUGUACAGAUUCUCAAACAUGUACGGGACCUUCUGCGGGCUAGUGUUCUGCUUCACUGGGAUCCUGGCACUGUGCAAGAUCCGAGUUUACAAAAUCCUACUCGGUGAACCUGAUAGGUUCACACAGUACGUUAAGAACACAUCACUCCAACUCUACAUCAUGGGAAUCUGCAUAGCCCUGAUCAUAUCAAUACUCAGCCAUAACAUCACAAAGGAGAACUAAUUAACACUUCCUAAUGUCUUUUUCCAGUA
Messenger RNA from Theileria parva strain Muguga, 1547 nucleotides. RefSeq names its product putative integral membrane protein. The transcript is spliced from 6 exons. NCBI's taxonomy places the organism in Eukaryota, Apicomplexa, Aconoidasida, Piroplasmida, Theileriidae. The record is from RefSeq and is a predicted model, not a curated record. The coding region runs from base 1 to 1518 and encodes 505 amino acids.